Elgaria multicarinata webbii is the source of this 3478-nucleotide messenger RNA. It is a transcript of the gene NCAM2, whose product is annotated as neural cell adhesion molecule 2. NCBI's taxonomy places the organism in Eukaryota, Metazoa, Chordata, Lepidosauria, Squamata, Anguidae. The record is from RefSeq and is a predicted model, not a curated record. Gene Ontology annotation, cellular component: membrane. Gene Ontology annotation, molecular function: protein binding. The coding region runs from base 61 to 2568 and encodes 835 amino acids. Gene Ontology annotation, biological process: cell adhesion. The transcript has 18 exons.
CCGGUGCUCGGCGGCGGCACCUCGAACUUGGGAACUGUCCACCCGCGCCAGCUCCUGAAAAUGAACCUCCAGACACUCUACCUGCUCGGAUUGUUCCUCGGUAGCGGGCAAGCACUUCAAGUGUCAAUUUCCCUCAGCAAGGUAGAAGUCAGUGUUGGUGUAUCCAAAUUCUUCACAUGCACAGUUAUUGGUGAACCUGAGAGUAUAGAUUGGUACAACCCACAAGGAGAGAAGAUUGUUUCUAAUCAAAGAGUGGUGGUACAGAAAGAAGGUGUCAGAUCACGGCUAACCAUCUACAAUGCCAAUGUAGAAGAUGCUGGAAUAUACAGGUGUCAAGCAACAGAUUCUGGAGGACUAACUCAAGAAGCUACUGUUGUUUUGGAAAUUUACCAGAAGCUCACAUUCCAAGAUAUUUCAUCUCCACAAGAAUUUGUACAGGGAGAAGAUGUACAAGUCAUUUGUCGUGUUACUAGUUCACCUGCACCUAUUGUCAGCUGGUUGUAUCAAAAUGAGGAAGUCUCAAAUAUUGCUGACAAUAGAUUUGCCAUGUUGCCUAACAAUAAUCUUCAAAUUCUUAAAAUCAAUAAAAGUGAUGAAGGAGUUUACAGAUGUGAAGGAAGAGUAGAAGCCAGAGGGGAAAUCGACUUUCGGGAUAUCAUUGUAAUUGUAAAUGUUCCUCCAGCUAUUACAUUGCUCCAGAAGUCCUUUAAUGCUACAGCAGAUCGGGGAGAGGCAAUUACUUUAUUCUGUAGAGCCACUGGUUCUCCUGAACCUGAAAUCAACUGGUAUAGGAAAGGAAAACGUAUUGAAGAAAAUGAAAAAUAUGCAUUAAGAGGAAGCAAUACAGAAUUGACCAUUAGAGACAUAAAAAAUAUUGAUGCUGGUCCUUAUAUUUGUGAAGCAAGAAAUAAAGCAGGAAAAGUGACAAAUCAGACAUUCCUGCAAGUUUUUGUACAGCCUCAAAUAAUACAGCUUAAAAAUGAAACCACCUUUGAAAAUGGCCAAGCUACCCUCAUAUGUGAGGCAGAAGGAGAACCUGUCCCUGAAAUUACUUGGAAAAGAGCCAUUGAUGGAAUAACAUUCUCUGAAGGUGACAAGAGUCCGGAUGGCCGUAUAGAAGUCAAAGGGAAGCAUGGAAGGUCAACACUGCACAUUAAGGAUGUGAAAUUGACAGAUUCAGGAAGAUAUGACUGUGAAGCUGCGAGUAGAAUUGGUGGGCACCAAAAGAGCAUGUUUCUUGAUAUUGAAUAUGCCCCAAUCUUUGUGUCAAAUCAAACAAUAUAUUAUUCUUGGGAAGGAAAUCCCAUCAAUAUAAGUUGUGAUGUUCUGUCUAAUCCAUCAGCAUCUAUUCAGUGGAGACGAGGAAAAUUGGUUGUACCUGUAAAAAAUACCACACAUUUAAAGGCCCACAGUGCUGGAAGCAAACUUAUAUUGGAGAUUGCUCCAACAUCUGACAAUGAUUUUGGACGGUACAAUUGCACUGCCACAAACAGAAUAGGAACACGAUAUCAAGAAUAUAUUCUUGCCUUGGCUGAUGUGCCAUCCAGUCCACAUGGAGUGAAAGUUAUAGAGAUAUCACAGACUAUUGCAACGGUAUCUUUUAAUAAACCAGAUUCACAUGGAGGUGUCCCAAUUCACCAUUACCAAGUGGAUGUGAAAGAAGUCACUUCAGAAACAUGGAAAGUUGUUCUUUCCCAUGGAGUUCAGACAAUGGUUGUUCUCAGCAAUCUGGAACCAAACACGACAUAUGAAAUUAAGGUUGCUGCUGUAAAUGGAAAAGGGCAAGGAGAAUACAGCAAAAUAGAGAUAUUUCAGACUUUACCAGUUCGUGAACCAAGUCCCCCAUCUAUUCAUGGACAGCCAGGGAGCGGGAAAAGCUUUAAACUUAGCAUAACGAAACAAGAUGAUGGAGGAGCACCUAUUUUGGAAUAUAUCGUAAAAUACAGAAGUAAAGAUAAGGAAGAACAGUGGCAGGAAAAAAAGGUUCAAGGUAAUAAAGACCACAUCAUUCUAGAACAUUUACAGUGGACAAUGGGCUAUGAAGUGCAAAUUACUGCUACCAACAGGCUGGGAUAUUCUGAACCAACUUCAUAUGAGUUCAUUAUGCCACCAAAGCCCAAUAUUAUUACAGACACGCUCUUCAAUGGCCUUGGACUCGGAGCAGUCAUUGGUCUAGGUGUUGCUGCCCUUUUAUUAAUCCUUGUUGUGACUGAUGUCAGCUGUUUCUUUGUACGGCAAUGUGGAUUGCUAAUGUGCAUCACCAGACGAAUCUGUGGAAAGAAGAGUGGCUCAAGUGGGAAGAGUAAAGAGCUAGAAGAGGGAAAGGCUGCCUAUCUGAAAGAUGGAUCAAAAGAACCAAUAGUUGAAAUGAGAACAGAGGAUGAAAGAAUUACCAAUCAUGAAGAUGGAAGCCCAGUAAAUGAACCCAAUGAAACAACACCAUUAACAGAACCAGAGAAACUGCCAUUAAAGGAAGAAAAUGGAAAAGACGUUUUAAAUUCAGAUACUAUAGAAAUCAAAGUUUCUAAUGACAUCAUCCAGUCAAAAGAAGAUGAUAGCAAAGCAUAAUACCACACUACAGCUGUCUAAAGGGGAAAAAGGCAUUUGGAUUCAAAUAAAUCUGUGACCAAAACUUUACAUCUGACCUUUGUGGGCAAUUUAAGAUGGAAUAAUUCGUAGAAGUAGAACAAACUACUUCUGUCAAUUGUCCGUUUUCAUUUUAUUUCAAUUGUUUUAGUCUGUAGUCCUGGCUGACAUCAGUCCCGUGGUCUCAGUUUGGCAAAUCAGCCGAUAUAAAUACUGUAAUUUAUUUUAUUGCUGAAGAAAUCUAUUUAUAAAACAUCAAGAUACCCCCUUAGCCACAGACUGUACAUGAGGCAGCUGUACCAAUUUUAAUGGAAAUUAAACCCAUGAGAAAAAGUGCCAUAUACAUUUAUAUUUGUUUGUAUUUGCAAUUUUAAAAGAUUUUUGUUGCCUUUAAAAGAAAAAAUAUAUAUAAAUAUAUAUAAAUAUAAAUAUAUAUAUAUAAUAUAUCAGUCUCAGUUAGAAAUUAGAUAUAUGUGGCUCGAAAAGGCUAAAUAGUGACCUCGGCUGCAGCUGACCUUUGACACAACAAUAGACUGAACUUUCUCAUGAUGAUAGCCCUGCACUUCACACCAAUUCUUAAUUACAAUGAAGGGUUCAUAGGUUUGAUGUACAGAUUUUAACAAAGUUGUGAACUAUUUUGAUGAAGAUAUUGAUCACAUCCUAACUAUCAAAGUCCACAGAAAUUUCAGUGCUUCAGAUAUUUCGUAUUUAUGUUUGGAAGAUUGUGUGUAAGCUAAACAUGUCAAAAACUUAUUUGUGUAAAAAUAAGACUCCUGACCUAUGACCAUAGCACUCAGCUUCAAAGGAAAUCUUACAACAAUAAAUACAAGCUCAACUGAGUUGCCUCAAUGUAUUUAUAAAACAUAAUAUUGUGAAUUCUUUGUUUUCAGUC